This is a messenger RNA of Linnemannia hyalina, 2223 nucleotides long. The record is from the annotation of a GenBank genome assembly. Lineage: Eukaryota; Fungi; Mortierellomycota; Mortierellomycetes; Mortierellales; Mortierellaceae.
AUGGGUCUCCAAAUAUAUGACUUUGUCUCCUUCUUCUUCACCAUCCUCCUCGACAUCUUCUUUAGAGAGAUCCGUCCCCGAGGUGCACACAAGAUCCCCCAAAAGGGUCCCGUCAUCUUUGUCGCCGCCCCUCAUGCUAACCAGUUUGUUGACCCCCUUGUGCUGAUGCGCGAAUGCGGUCGCAGGGUCUCCUUCCUUGCUGCCAAAAAGUCCAUGGAUAGACGCUGGAUCGGAGCUGGGGCUCGGUCAAUGAAUUCCAUUCCCGUCGAACGCCCUCAGGAUCUCGCCAAAGCCGGCUCUGGAACAAUCAAGCUGCAGGAUCGUUAUGGCGCCCCACUCCGCAUCAUUGGACUGGGUACCAAAUUCACAAAGGAACUCCUUGUCGGCGACCAGAUCUCCCUGCCAAAGGAUGUUGGUACCUCUGCUGUUGUUGAGAUUAUCUCCGAUACCGAGUUGAUUGUCAAGAAGGAAUUCAAGGACCUUAAGGCGCUCGAGUUGUUGACCAACCCGGAGGGUUCCAAGUACAAGUGCCUUCCUCACAUGGACCAGUCUAAUGUCUACAAGACCGUCUUUGAACGCCUGAACGCCGGACACUGCGUGGGUAUUUUCCCUGAGGGAGGUUCCCACGACCGUGCGGAGAUGUUACCCUUAAAAGCUGGCGUGACGAUUAUGGCUUUGGGAGCGCUGGCCGCUAACCCUUCGUUGGAUCUCAAGAUUGUUACCUGCGGAUUGAACUACUUCCACCCUCACCGUUUCCGCUCGCGCGCUGUUGUCGAAUUUGGCGAACCCAUAACUGUUCCCCCUGAGUUGGUUGAGAUGUACAAGAGAGGUGGCCCCGAAAAGCGUGAGGCCUGUGGAAAGCUCCUAGAUACUAUCUACGAGGCUCUCCGUGGAGUUACUCUCAAUGCCCCCGACUAUGAAACUCUUAUGGUUAUCCAAGCUGCCCGACGUCUGUACAAACCCACCCACCGCAAGCUCCAGAUCUCUCAAGUUGUCGAAUUGAACCGUCGUUUCGUUGCUGGAUACAUGCACUUCAAGGACAACCCGAAAGUUAUCGAGGCCAAGGACAAGGUCAUGCACUACAACACUCAGCUUCGUUACCAUGGACUCCGCGACCACCAAGUCAACAUUCGCUUCACUAGAAGACACGCCAUCGGAAUGCUCCUAUCCAGACUCGCCCAAAUGAUCUUUAUGAGCUGCCUGGCUCUUCCUGGAACUCUUAUGAACCUCCCUGUCGCCAUCGUCGCCCGCGUCAUUAGUAACAAGAAAGCCAAGGAGGCGUUGGCCGCUUCGACUGUCAAGAUUGCAGGAAGGGAUGUAUUGGCUACAUGGAAGCUGUUGGUCGCAUUAGGAUUGAUGCCUGUGCUCUACUUUUCGUACUCGGUGAUGGUCUUUAUUUAUUGCGGCCGGUUCGACCUGGCCCUCAAGCCUCGUCUUUUGAUUGCCUGGGCUGCCUGGGCUCUUAUCCCCUUUGUCACCUAUGCCAGUAUCCGCUUCGGCGAGGUGGGAAUUGACAUCUUCAAGUCGAUCCGCCCCUUGUUCUUGUCUAUCAUCCCCGGCGAAGAGAACACCAUCGACGAGCUUCGCAGGGCCCGCUCUGAACUCCAGAAGACCAUCACUGACCUGAUCAAUGAGCUGGCCCCAGAGAUAUAUCCCGACUUCGAUUCAACCCGUAUCCUCGACCCCAAGCCCAACGACCGCCCCAGCCGCUCAGCAUCUGGAACCAACCUUGCUCAAACUAUUUUCAAUACUGCUGCUCAGCCUCUCAGCCAGUGGCUGGGCAAGGAUGGUCGCUUUGAUUGGGAGCGUACAGAGGACUCGGAUGCGGACGACGUGUUUUUCUUCUUGAACCCUACAGGAGGAAUUCAGGGACGCUCCCGGGCAAAUUCCUGGGGAGGUGCGUAUACACCAUCAGCCGAUGGAUCGCGCUCAAGGAACCGUAGCAGGACAAGCAGUUUUACAUCGGGACAGAUUCAGCUAGGUGAGGGGUUCAAGCUCGAGGCAUUAACUGAAUUGCCCCGGGACAAGCCUUUUGCUGAGGUGACACGCCGCUUGAGUGUCAGCCGGAAGCACCGCCAUGGAUUGGAGGGCAUGACUCGUUCAGAUACGGAGGAGAAUGAGGGGGGUCAAGGACAUGCCACUUACGGUGGAGUCUCGACGCCACCUAUUUCUAUCAGCCAGCAUGCGGAUGAUUAUGUCGCCUCCAAGACCAAGGAUGUAUAA